Messenger RNA from Gilbertella persicaria, 427 nucleotides. Its product is annotated as ribosomal protein L35A. Lineage: Eukaryota; Fungi; Mucoromycota; Mucoromycetes; Mucorales; Choanephoraceae. Gene Ontology annotation, biological process: ribosomal large subunit biogenesis; cytoplasmic translation. The record is from RefSeq and is a predicted model, not a curated record. The transcript has 3 exons. Gene Ontology annotation, cellular component: ribosome; cytosolic large ribosomal subunit. The coding region runs from base 31 to 354 and encodes 107 amino acids. Gene Ontology annotation, molecular function: structural constituent of ribosome.
ACCCUCCUCUUUCAUCACCAAUCUUUAGACAUGUCUGGAUCCGAUCGUUUGUACAGCAAGGGCCGUGUUUUAGGUUUCGAACGUGCUAAGCGUAACCAAAACCCCAACACCUCUCUCAUUCAAGUUGAAGGUGUCCAAACCACCAAGGAUGCUCAAUUCUACCUCGGUAAGCGUGUUGCCUACGUUUACCGUGCUCAACGUGAAAUCAACGGUUCCAAGAUCCGUGUCAUCUGGGGUCGCAUUGCUCGUACUCACGGUACUAACGGUGUUGUCAAGGCUCGUUUCCGUAAGAACUUGCCCCCUAAGGUCUUUGGUGCUUCUGUCCGUGUUAUGCUCUAUCCUUCCAACAUCUAAGUUUUAUGCCUGGAAGUCAAGGAUAAUUCGAUACAUUCACAAUAAACUCUCUUUUUUUUUUUCAUGACUUGAA